Etheostoma cragini (Arkansas darter) is the source of this 2303-nucleotide messenger RNA. Its product is annotated as BTB/POZ domain-containing protein 1-like. The coding region runs from base 188 to 1669 and encodes 493 amino acids. Gene Ontology annotation, biological process: neurogenesis. The record is from RefSeq and is a predicted model, not a curated record. NCBI's taxonomy places the organism in Eukaryota, Metazoa, Chordata, Actinopteri, Perciformes, Percidae. Gene Ontology annotation, cellular component: cytosol; P-body. Gene Ontology annotation, molecular function: protein binding. The transcript is spliced from 8 exons.
UGGAGAGACGCGAGCUAGCAGGUAACGUUAGCUAGCUAAACAUCAAAGAAUGAUGGCAUCCGCCGUGAUUGAUGUCUAUGUGGAUACCACGUAAAGAAAUCACGACACGGGCGGUACGGUCGGGGUAUUUCCGUGGUUCGCUAACGGUGCUUUGAAGGAUUGGCAUAAAACAUAGACGCGUGUAGUUAUGGCGACCGGGAGCGGCGACAGCGUCGGCGGCGGCUUAGCAUCAAACCAUGACGGUCAGGAGGCAACAUCCAACGCGGUUCCGUCUGUUCAGUCUGGAGCCGCAGCGGUGCUCUCCAACGUGCCAACCUCCGGCCCUGCCCGGUCCGCCUCCCCGCCUGUCCUCGGCCUUCACCGGGAACCCAUGUACAACUGGCAGGCGACGAAGAGCUCCCUGAAGGAGCGCUUCGCCUUCCUCUUCAACAACGAGCUGCUCAGCGACGUCAGGUUUAUAGUUGGAAAGGGCAGACAGGCCCAGAGGAUACCGGCCCAUAAAUUUGUCCUGGCAGCUGGCAGUGCCGUUUUUGAUGCUAUGUUCAACGGAGGGAUGGCCACAACCUCAGCUGAAAUAGAGCUGCCUGAUGUGGAACCGGCUGCCUUCCUCGCCCUGCUCAGGUUCUUGUAUUCUGACGAGGUCCACAUUGGUCCAGAGACUGUGAUGACGACUCUGUAUACUGCCAAGAAGUAUGCGGUGCCUGCUCUGGAGAGUCACUGCGUGGAGUUCCUGACCAAGCACCUCAGAGCGGACAACGCGUUCAUGCUCCUCACUCAGGCAAGGUUAUUUGAUGAGCCUCAACUUGCCAGUCUCUGCUUAGACACCAUAGACAAAAGCACUGCAGACGCAAUAAACGCAGAGGGCUUUACAGAUAUUGACCUUGAAACCUUAUGUGCAGUGCUGCAAAGAGACACACUCAGCAUCAGGGAGAACCGCUUAUUUGGGGCGGUGGUACGCUGGGCAGAGGCCGAGUGUUACAGACAACAGCUUCCCCAGACCUCGGAGAACAAACAGAAGGUUCUGGGGAAAGCCCUCCCGCUCAUCCGCUUCCCGCUUAUGACUGUUGAGGAGUUUGCUGCAGGGCCUGCCCAGUCUGGAAUAUUGUUCGAUCGGGAGGUGGUAAAUCUGUUUUUACACUUUACAGUAAACCCCAAACCACGGGUCGACUACAUCGACAGGCCCCGCUGCAGCCUCAGGGGGGAGGAGUGCAGCAUUAAUAGAUUCCAGCAGGUUGAGAGUCGAUGGGGGUACAGUGGUACCAGCGACAGAAUCAGAUUCAAUGUUAACAGAAGAAUAUGCAUAGUGGGCUUUGGUCUGUAUGGUUCAAUACACGGCCCCAAUGACUAUCAGGUCAACAUACAGAUUUUAGAGAGCGACAAACGCAUUACACUGGGGCAGAACGACACAGGUUUUAACUGUGACGGCACAGCCAACACUUUCAGAGUGAUGUUCAAAGAGCCUGUGGAAAUUCUACCCAGUGUCAGCUACACUGCAUGUGCCACCUUAAAGGGCCCAGACUCUCACUACGGCACAAAAGGGUUAAAGAAAGUGACCCAGGAAUCAGCAACGGGGACCAAGACGACCUUUUUCUUUUUUAGCUCACCAGGAAAUAAUAACGGCACAUCAUUGGAGGAUGGGCAAAUACCAGAGAUCAUCUACUACACCUAGACUUAACACGGUGUCAUGCACAUACACUGAGCCAGACUGCUGAGAAGACUGGACUGCUGGAGAUAAACGUAGUGCCUCAUGAUCCCUUGGAAUAAAGAAUGUGUGUGUAUGAGAGACAGAGAGCGAGAGUGUGUGUGUGUGUGUGUGUGUGUGUGUGUGUGUGUUUUGAGAGAGUGUGUGUAUGUGCGUAUUUGUCUAUAUAAUAGCGGUGUCCAGACAUGAUCAAGAAUGUGGAAACAAGCGGAGAUAUGGGGAAAAAGCUUUUGUGGCAUAAACUGUUUCAUCAUCUGUAAAUGAUCUAAAUACCGUUGUCCUGUCUGUGUGUUGUUAUCAGUUAGCUGCCAGUGCAGGAGUUCAUCCUGCACAAGGGGAACUAGUGAGAAUGCUACCGUGUCUUGGCUGGCACUAUCUCAUUCAGUCAUUUUCUCAGCUUUUGGUGUUGCAUUUACAGAAAGUAUAACAUUUGCAUUUUUUUUUAUUGUGCACUGUUAUCAUUUACUCAGCAGGUGUCUUGAAGUACUUUGUUUUUGCAUUGUAUCAAGGAUCCAUGUGUGUUGUGUAACUUCGCCAGUGGUACUGCACGUGCUGUAAGUUAUGACUACAUGUUUGCUUAGCACUUCAUUAAAAUGUAAAA